CACCACAGAUAACGCAAAAUAAUCAGUUUUCAUUGGUGAUCAACAGAAGCCGCGUCGCGCCGAAACUGUGUAAAAUCUAUAAAUACCUACUAUUAGAACAAUAAUUACGUUUAAGAUUAAAACUUUAAAAUGAGUGGUCCUAACGGGAUGUUGUACGGUGGCGAUGAGAUAGGCGCUCUUGUGUUCGACCCGGGGCACCAUUCUCUAAGAGUUGGUUAUGCCCAAGAAGAUACUCCCAAGGCUGAUAUUCCAGCCGUAGUUGGCGUUGGACCAGCUACACACGUUCCUGAACCAGAAGAGAAGGUUCCAGACGGAAAUGUCACGCAAACCGGAUCCAAAGCGGGUAGCGAACUCCGUCACUACAUAGACGUGACAGAGCUACACGUGCCCCGAGCGGGCAUGGAGGUCCACACUUACAUGAAAGACGGACAGGUCGACAACUGGGACUUGUUUGAGAAGAUGCUUGAUUAUUGUUAUGCUAAGGUAAUCCGUUCCCCAUCAGAACACCAUCCAGCGCUCUUCACCGAAGCCGUCUGGACAACUCGACCAGCUAGAGAGAAGUUAGCAGAACUACUCUUUGAAAAAUACCAGGCGCCUGCCUUCUUCUUAGUGAAGAGUGCCGUGUUGGCAGCUUUUGCUAAUGGCAAGUCAACAGCCUUGGUGGUGGAUGCUGGAGCCAGUCAGACUUCUGCUGUUCCUGUUAUUGACGGCUACGCCCUUGUGAAUGCCGCUGUCCGCUCCCCAGUGGGCGGAGACCACCUCGCAGCUCAAGCUAAACAUAUGCUGACUAACAUGCACAUACAGAUGCUGCCUAUAUACAGCAUACAGAGUAAGGAGGUGAUAAGAGAACGUGAACGAGGCCGCUACACCCUGAAGACUUUGCCCGCAGGAUUGACGCACUCCUGGCAACAAUAUAUGCUGAAGAGGCAGUAUGAAGACUUCUGUCAUUGUGUGGCACAGGUAUCAGAAAGCCAGUACGACGAGCGGACAGCAGCAUCAGUGCCCUUCAGCCACUACGAGUUCCCCGGCGGCUACCACCAGGACUUCGGUCCCGAGAGGUUCAAGCUCACCGAGUGCCUAUUCGAGCAGUCUCUCGGAGCCCCGCAGUUAGUAUGCGCGGCGGCGUCAGCGUGCGACGCGGACGCGCGGCCGGCGCUGUGGGGCGCGGUGGUGGCGUGCGGCGGCCUGAGCGCGGCGCCGGGCUGGCUGCUCGCGCCUCGCUGUAUGUGUGUUGUUGUCGCCGCGUCGCUGUAUGUGUGUUGUUGUCGCAGUAUGCGCGGCGGCGUCAGCGUGCGACGCGGACGCGCGGCCGGCGCUGUGGGGCGCGGUGGUGGCGUGCGGCGGCCUGAGCGCGGCGCCGGGCUGGCUGCUCGCGCCUCGCUGUAUGUGUGUUGUUGUCGCCGCGUCGCUGUAUGUGUGUUGUUGUCGCAGUAUGCGCGGCGGCGUCAGCGUGCGACGCGGACGCGCGGCCGGCGCUGUGGGGCGCGGUGGUGGCGUGCGGCGGCCUGAGCGCGGCGCCGGGCUGGCUGCUCGCGCCUCGCUGUAUGUGUGUUGUUGUCGCCGCGUCGCUGUAUGUGUGUUGUUGUCGCAGUAUGCGCGGCGGCGUCAGCGUGCGACGCGGACGCGCGGCCGGCGCUGUGGGGCGCGGUGGUGGCGUGCGGCGGCCUGAGCGCGGCGCCGGGCUGGCUGCUCGCGCCUCGCUGUAUGUGUGUUGUUGUCGCCGCGUCGCUGUAUGUGUGUUGUUGUCGCAGUAUGCGCGGCGGCGUCAGCGUGCGACGCGGACGCGCGGCCGGCGCUGUGGGGCGCGGUGGUGGCGUGCGGCGGCCUGAGCGCGGCGCCGGGCUGGCUGCUCGCGCCUCGCUGUAUGUGUGUUGUUGUCGCCGCGUCGCUGUAUGUGUGUUGUUGUCGCAGUAUGCGCGGCGGCGUCAGCGUGCGACGCGGACGCGCGGCCGGCGCUGUGGGGCGCGGUGGUGGCGUGCGGCGGC
This is a messenger RNA of Helicoverpa zea (corn earworm), 1985 nucleotides long. It is a transcript of the gene Bap55, whose product is annotated as actin-like protein 6B. Gene Ontology annotation, biological process: regulation of transcription by RNA polymerase II; nervous system development. The transcript has 7 exons. Bases 130 to 1509 code for a protein of 459 amino acids. NCBI's taxonomy places the organism in Eukaryota, Metazoa, Arthropoda, Insecta, Lepidoptera, Noctuidae. The record is from RefSeq and is a predicted model, not a curated record. Gene Ontology annotation, cellular component: SWI/SNF complex; NuA4 histone acetyltransferase complex. Gene Ontology annotation, molecular function: chromatin binding.